Messenger RNA from Daldinia decipiens, 1012 nucleotides. Its product is annotated as RING/U-box. Gene Ontology annotation, biological process: ubiquitin-dependent protein catabolic process; protein ubiquitination. Gene Ontology annotation, cellular component: nucleus; cullin-RING ubiquitin ligase complex. Lineage: Eukaryota; Fungi; Ascomycota; Sordariomycetes; Xylariales; Hypoxylaceae. The transcript has 3 exons. The coding region runs from base 522 to 887 and encodes 121 amino acids. Gene Ontology annotation, molecular function: zinc ion binding; ubiquitin protein ligase activity; cullin family protein binding. The record is from RefSeq and is a predicted model, not a curated record.
GAUAAGUAUACGUAGGUACCUAACCUUUAGGUACUGAUGUAAGGACCUAGCAUGACCAUAUUUUAUUGGUAGGAGCCUAGCGCAAUAUCAAUUGACCUUGUCGCUACUCCAACUCUAAAGUAUCUAUGUAUUCCGUGGGUCAUCGCGGUAGGUACAUACCUAAGUAACUGGAGGGGCAUUUGCACAGCUGCCGCUACCUCUUACCUGAUGCGCAUCCAGCUAUCCCGCAAUCCCGCAACCUUGAAGGCUCCAAGGACUUUCUACCUUCACUUUGCCUUGCAAUCGCGCAUUGAAGUAGGAACAACAACAAAACAAAGCCUUAGUCGUGUUUGUCGUUUUGCCUGCUUUACUUACUACAAAAAGCACUGGUAGAUCCAUAAGGCAACCUCAACUUUGGCAUUUCUCCAUAUUCCAACGAACCCGCAAUCUAACCCGAUCUAAUCCAAUCAACGAUACUACGUCUAGUUCUAUUACGGUAACACACCUUCAUAUUACAACGGCUUCGGACUACUACAGACGUUAUGGCUGAUGUCGACAUGACCGACGCACCCAGCACCUCAGCUGUCGUCAAGAAAGACCGCAAGGGCGGUGACGCUGACGGGAAGAAUGACGGGAAGAAGCGCUUUGAGGUCAAAAAGUGGAAUGCCGUGGCUCUCUGGGCCUGGGAUAUCGUCGUCGACAACUGCGCUAUCUGUCGAAAUCAUAUCAUGGAUUUGUGUAUCGAAUGUCAAGCAAACCAAGCUUCCGCCGCCAGUGAGGAGUGCACUGUAGCCUGGGGCAUCUGUAACCAUGCUUUCCACUUCCACUGCAUCUCAAGAUGGCUCAAGGCACGACAAGUCUGUCCAUUGGAUAACCGAGACUGGGAAUUCCAAAAAUACGGCCGCUAAGGAAGAGAAUAUUUUAUCGAGGUCGAUAUCGCACGAGCAACACCGACCAUCACAUUCACCCAAGGUUGUAAUAUCACCGCCUAGAGAUCACAAUCACAAGACGACACCCAUAUCACAUGUGAAAG